Molecule: messenger RNA, 159 nt
Organism: Symbiodinium natans
Lineage: Eukaryota; Dinophyceae; Suessiales; Symbiodiniaceae
Source: the annotation of a GenBank genome assembly
GUCGUUGCUACCUGCCCAAAGCUUGUGGAGGACUUGUUCGAAACGAAGGAGUUCAAUCCGAAUGGUGCCUACCUCCUGCGUCUUCAUCAUGCAGGGAGCUGGCGGAGGAUCCUGAUCGAUGAUCUCCUUCCCACUUCGAAGGUUUUCGAGGGCUACAUU